AUGACGGCCGGGGAAAAUCAAGAAGAAACCAAGAAAGAAUUUCCUGAACUAAAAAAUGCGCAUGCAGUUCUGCCUACUUUGAAGUUCCGAUUUUGGUAUGAUAUUUGGUAUCGCCGAGCUUACGAGGAGUUGGCUCACAUCGUUAUCCAACGAUAUCCUACCAUAAAUAUCGACGGUUCGACGUAUCCUCCUCCUCAGUGGCGUCAUUUUGUCGCUCAACUUGUCACUUUCAUUAAAUUUGUAAUCCUAGCUCUGAUUAUUGCGGGCAUUAAUCCCUUUCCAUUCUUUGGUUUUGAGACUCCUAAUUUCGUAACUUAUGCAAAUGAAAACAAAGUUUCCGUCUGUCUUUUGUGUUUUUUUGUGUGCGGCCUUAUUGAAAGUCAGCUUCUCUCAACGGGUGCUUUUGAAGUAACAUUUAAUGACAUCCCAAUCUGGUCGAAGCUGCAGUCCAACAGAUUUCCAAGUCCACAAGAACUGCUUUCGAUGGUUGGUUCCCAUAUGGAGUUCCAAGCGCCGGGCUCGGCCUCACUUGGGAUGUCUUUCAUUCCCAAUAACCACCCCCAACCGAAGACUUAG
Rodentolepis nana is the source of this 576-nucleotide messenger RNA. Lineage: Eukaryota; Metazoa; Platyhelminthes; Cestoda; Cyclophyllidea; Hymenolepididae. The record is from the annotation of a GenBank genome assembly.